CUAUUCAACUUUUGCUACUACUGGUAAUAUUUUUAUUCUCCCCCGCCUUAAGAAAUGUCGAUUGUUUGCGAAAAAGUUCCUCAAUCGGAUAUUGUUAAAAAAUCCGCGUAUUAUGGCGUAGAAAACUACGUACUGGUGAAGAGAAGUGAAAGACCAAAAGAUAUUGAAAUAGCAAAAAAAUGGUGUAUGGAGCCGUGCUAUAUGCCCUCUUUCUACGAAGAAAUUGCCCAACGAAUUGAGAACUUUGAGGUGCGUCCUGAUGAUGUUUGGGUGGUAACGUAUGCAAAAUGCGGGACAACGUGGACGCAGGAGAUGGUGUGGCAGAUUUGCAAUGAUUUGGACUAUGAGACUGCAAAAAAUGUAGCUCUUAUCGAACGUUUUCCAUUCAUUGAAUUUGGAAGUAUUCUUGCGCGAGAUUUGGAAUUAACGGAUGAAGUGAGUCGAGCUGAAAAAAUGCCUUCACCGCGAAUGAUUAAAACUCACCUACCUGCUCACCUUCUACCACGGCAAAUUUGGACAGUUCGCCCAAAAAUUAUCUACGUUGCGCGGAAUACAAAGGACACCGCGAUAUCCUUCUACCAUCACUACCGAAACAUCCAUCGCUUUGUUGGUACCUUUGAUGACUUCAUGGAAGCUUUCUUGCAAGAUAAAAUAAUUUUUUCGCCCUUCCACACACAUAUAAUUGAUUUUUGGCGCAUGAGACACGAGGAAAAUAUCCUCUUUCUCACCUACGAGGACAUGAAGCGUGAUCAUCCAAGUGUGAUUGAGAAAACAGCCAAAUUCCUCGGGAAAUCUUUGAAUGAAGAUCAAAUUCUUGAACUUGCUGAUCAUCUGUCCUUUGCAAAGUUCUCCAAAAAUCCUUCUGUUAAUUUUGAGAAAAUUCUCAAAAAAAUAGAUACACUCUAUGGUGCCGAGAGACCCGACGAGGAUUAUAAUUUUGUACGUAAAGGCGUAAUGGGGGGCUUUAGGGGAGAAAUGAGUCCCGAACUCAUUGAGAGAUUUAACAAAUGGACAAAGAAUGAGGUCCAGAAGUGGAAUUGUGACACAGAAAUAGAGAAAAUAUUAUUGUUUUCCACUAAAUAAGUUUUCUUCUUAAUCCACAAUGAUAAAGACAACUGUGGAUGACGCGAUACUAUUUUCUUCCAUUAUAAUGAUAAGGUUUGUGGAGACAUAAUGUGUAAUUAGGGCAUUUAUCUGAUAAAACAAUAGACAUUUUAUUUCCAUUUGUCUCUAUUAAUACUUAUGUACAUUAUUUUCUCACUAUUGUAUUACAAAUAUUUGCCGUAAGAUCAAACUUCUUGGGUAGAGAAUAAAAUGAUAUGGAAAGAAA
Lutzomyia longipalpis is the source of this 1330-nucleotide messenger RNA. Its product is annotated as sulfotransferase 1 family member D1-like. NCBI's taxonomy places the organism in Eukaryota, Metazoa, Arthropoda, Insecta, Diptera, Psychodidae. Gene Ontology annotation, biological process: sulfation. The coding region runs from base 55 to 1083 and encodes 342 amino acids. Gene Ontology annotation, cellular component: cytoplasm. The transcript has 2 exons. Gene Ontology annotation, molecular function: sulfotransferase activity. The record is from RefSeq and is a predicted model, not a curated record.